UGUAAAAAUGUUAAUAUUUUACACUAACAACUAAAAAUGGUAACCAAAAGCAUUAUUGCAGUUAUUAUAUUCAUUAAUUUUGGUGAAUUAAAUUUUACAAAAGCAAAUGAUAGUUUCAAAGUGGCUUAUGAGUGGACUCAUAUUAAUUUUACGUGGGAGUCACUACCUAGGCAUUCAAAAACACUAAAAGAACGUACAUUUAAGUAUAUCCCGGACAAUGUGGUUCCUGGUGGAAUUAAAAUUUAUGGGAAUCGAAUAUUUGUAACUUUACCAAAGCUGCGAGAAGGUGUCCCAGUAAGUUUAGCUUACUUUUGGAGAAACGAUUCAACCAAAACUAAUAUCCCUUUCAUUCCAUAUCCAACAUGGGAAGAUAAUAAUAAAGAAAGCUGUUGGAAUUUUCAAAACGUACAGUCAAUAGAAAUUGAUACAAAAGGCCUCAUGUGGGUACUAGAUGGGAACAGAAUGAAAGGACAUAAUAACUGUAGCUGUAAACUAUACCUUCUUGAUUUGAAGAACAAUGGAAAGAAAAAUCAUUCUUAUACUUUUCCCGAUAACAUAUGCAGCAAAGUUGGAGGUUUUCUAAACGAUAUAGUUAUAGAUGAGACAGAUGGAGGUUACGCUUACAUUACUGAAUUUUCAUUAACAGAUCCAGGUUUAAUUGUGUAUUCUAGAGAAAAAAAUAGAUCUUGGAAACUUAGAGAUAGCACAAUGUUUUUAAAUGUUGAUGCACCGAUAUAUAAAAUUGACGGAAAAAACGUUCCGCAUAUAGGAAAUAUAGAUGGAAUAGCAUUAUCUCCGAAACAAUCUAAUUCAAAUGACAAGGUUUUAUUCUAUACUACAUUGACUGGAUAUAAUCUGUACAGCAUCUCAACCAAAUUUCUAAAAAACGAAACAUUAUGCAAUUCAAAUUUAUGGAGAAAAUACAUCCAUUAUGAAGGAAAAAAACAAGGAGCAACGGAUGGUAUGAUAAUUGAUGAAAUUGGUGAUCUGUAUUACACUCUUACUUCACUAAAUGCAAUUGGAAAAUGGAAUACAAACACAGUUUUCAAUACAUCUAAAAUCAUUUAUCAAAACAACAAAUCCAUGAUAUGGCCGGAUACAUUUUCAUUUGAUAACAAAAAUGGAGAUUUGUAUGUUAUUUCUAAUCACAUUUCGUCUUAUUUAGGUGAUGACGUUCAUUUGGAUCCUGUUGACACGAAAUUUAAAAUUUGGAAACAUCAUACAGGAAGAAAGAGUUAUAUUUGUAAAGGAAAUAAUGCUAAAUAUAAUUAUUUAUGUAAUGGAUGAAAAACAAAUAACUAUUAACUAAUAAAUAUAUAUGUAUUACAA
Messenger RNA from Psylliodes chrysocephalus, 1329 nucleotides. The record is from the annotation of a GenBank genome assembly. Lineage: Eukaryota; Metazoa; Arthropoda; Insecta; Coleoptera; Chrysomelidae.